AGCUCAGCGAACUGCCUCGCAUCCCUUCGUAAGACUCAAGUAUGUGGUGCACGAGGUGGUUUUUGCCGCUGUUGCUGUUACCACUCCCUACCGCCCCCCCAUACUUCUUAGUUUUGUUUCUUUUUACACUUGCGCUACACGCGAGGCCAUGUUUCUAUUGCAUCAUUCUCCUCGCUGCGCUUUUUCUCAGUUCAUGCUACUGGCAGUCGUUCCCCUUGCACGCACCUCUCUCAGCUCCAUGGGCAGACAAUAUCACGACCUUCCGCGAAGCGCUAAAUGCUAGCGUUUCACAAACCCUCGACAUGUAUGAAGUCGUACCGCCAAUCAUACGGGUUUCCGACAGAUGUUGGUGCGAUUUUGCGUUUGGAGUCUUCGAACCCUACGAUGUACAGAAAUGGGAAAGGGAUAGUGUGGAGAGAGCGGUGGCCGAGAUAGAAAAUCAACUCAAAACCCGCCUUGAAAACCGGUCAGACGAAACGAUGUUCGCAUCGACGUUGGACGGCGGUGAGGCAGGGUCAAUGUCUCACUCGCAAAAGUCACCAGAGCAGCGUGCUGUACCGUUGAAGGAGUCUCUGUUUAUCCUUCGAAGUUUGUUCGGAAGAGGUCGCUCGAACGAUGUAACAUCCAUGUCUACCUCAGAUUCCCCGCAGACAUCAGAGACGACAUCAGAAGACCCCGCAGAGCGACUGCCUCCUGUCGAAGCAUCUGCUCCCGACAACCCCCUUUUCCCUGGGCAAUUGGACUUGCGGCCUCACGGAUUCGACGUCAUACUUGACUUUCGAUGGUCCAGAACCGCAUAGCGAGUCGUUCAUGUGAUCUUGGGUUGGCGGUGUAAUAUAUCUGGGCUCACUCAUUCUGAGGGAUAGGUCCGCAUUCUGAGCGUGACGUGAUAUCAAUCCGUACGCCCAGGGAUGAUUGACCUGUUUUUUUGGGAGUUGCGGUAUUUAUGGUGCUAGGAUGUUUGGCCGGUGCAUUGUGGGGCCAGAACUAGAUGUAUGCCAUCGUAACAUAUCUGCUGUACUACUAAUGACAGUUUACUUCUGGUCGUCCGCCGUGCCAUGAAUAGCAGU
Messenger RNA from Pisolithus orientalis, 1070 nucleotides. RefSeq lists its product as uncharacterized. Lineage: Eukaryota; Fungi; Basidiomycota; Agaricomycetes; Boletales; Pisolithaceae. The record is from RefSeq and is a predicted model, not a curated record. The transcript is spliced from 3 exons. The coding region runs from base 42 to 800 and encodes 252 amino acids.